Molecule: messenger RNA, 630 nt
Organism: Perkinsus marinus ATCC 50983
Lineage: Eukaryota; Perkinsozoa; Perkinsida; Perkinsidae
Exons: 1
Coding region: 1-630 (209 amino acids)
Source: RefSeq, a predicted model, not a curated record
AUGUCUGCAUUUGGUCAACGUGGUCGACAGUUCUUUAAUAAGAACAACAACAAUGAUGAUACUAAGAAGCGUGCUGGCACUACUAAAUGGUCCGACGUGCGUACGCAGUGCUUGGUUCAAAAGUAUGGUCUCUUUCCCUCGUUGGUGCCCACUAGUGAUAAUAUUAUGAAAAGUCUUAAUGGUGACAACUGUGAGUGGUUGCGUCGUCCUGGAUAUGCUGCCUCUUUUCUCGGGCAAGAUUUAAAGGAGUUCUGCGACUCGUUCGACAAUAUGACAAACUUGAUUAACAACGAGUAUGUCACUGGAGUACUUAGACCAUUACGUACUCUGAUUAUCGAGAGUGAUGCAGCCAAGAUCAUUCAGCCUAUUGGUAAUAGUGUUACCCAAUUUCAAGAUAGUGAGAUUGAGGAUGAUGAAGAGGAAGUGGCUACGGCAAUGUAUACUUUUACUACUGAGCUAUGUAACUGGGCUAUGCUGCGUCCAGAUGGACAUGCUGAUUCUGCUGGCAUGAUUAAAGAGAUGGAGGCCUUACUGGAAUGUAUUACUCCACUGGCUAACCUAUGUGUAGAUAUACUUAUUUACUUAAGUAUUUUGGAUCAUGGUAGUGACUACAUUCUUACUUAUUCUUAA